UUGAAUGAAUUUGUCUCAUAACAAAACGACCUCAUAUAAGACUUGUUGUACAAAAACAUGUACAACAAAAAAAUUCAUAGUUUGAAAACUUAAAAUCCAAAUGGAAUAAUUAAAAAAACCAAUAAAGUAUAUACGAUCUAUUAUCGAUAAUAGUAAUACUUUCUAUAUGGCUAUGCUAGACAUCCGACUUAACCCAGUCGAAUAAGAUUUUUUAUACGUUUAUAUGUAACAUUCGUCCUCUACCAUUCAAAUUUAUCCUUUUUGAUCGAAAAUUUUCAAAUAAAAUAAGGGUCGAUUAUAGGCAGGUAAGUCUUACCCAUUUUUAAUAUGAUUGUGUACCCAAUCUUCCUCCCCUACCACAUUAUUAAAUAACACGAGAUCCAUGCAAGUAGCAAAGACCCAAAGCAAUAACUCCAUUAUUCAGCAGCCAUGACGUCACUAUCAGUUUCAUACAGAGUUUCUCCUCUCCUACUCCAUAUAAGACUUGUACCAUUCAACCAUUUUGCACCGAAUCCAUUUUUUUUCUCUUUAAAUCCCUAAUUUCCCUAAUUUUUUCCACAAAUUCUUUCAACCAUGCAAGCUUUAAUGAAUUCAGCCCACAUUUCGGCUACUAAUCCCUUGAAAACCUCAAACAAAUGCUUAAUUCCCAGAAAAUUUUCCGAUAAAUCUAUUCUUUUGAAUGUUUCUUGUGAAAAUGGGUUCAAACCUUCUUCAAAGUCUUUGAAGGCUGUUGCAAUGGAUUCUAAGGCUGUGGAUUCUCGUCCUCUUAUUGUCAUUGAUAAUUAUGAUAGUUUCACUUACAAUAUAUGUCAGUAUGUGGGAGAAUUAGGUACACACUUCGAGGUAUACAGAAACGACGAGAUCUCUGUGGAAGAAAUGAAAUGGAAAAAUCCAAGGGGAAUCCUUAUAUCUCCUGGUCCAGGUGCACCUCAAGACUCAGGAAUUUCAUUAGCUACUGUGUUGGAAUUGGGGUCCUCUGUACCAAUAUUUGGUGUUUGUAUGGGCCUGCAAUGCAUUGGACAGGCUUUUGGAGGGAAGGUUGUGCGCUCUCCAUAUGGAGUUAUGCAUGGAAAAAGCUCACCAGUGUACUAUGAUGAGAAAGGGAGUCAAGGCUUGUUUUCAGGCUUGCCCAACCCCUUCACUGCUGCGAGAUAUCACAGCCUUGUGGUUGAAAGAGAUAACUUCCCCGAGGAGCUCGAGAUUACUGCUUGGACCGAGGAUGGACUGGUCAUGGCUGCUCGUCAUAAAGAAUACAAAUAUUUACAGGGGGUUCAGUUUCAUCCUGAAAGUGUUCUCACUCCAGAAGGAAUGGGGAUUAUCAAGAAUUUCAUUAAGAUGAUCGAGAGUGAUGAUGAAUCCGAAAGUUCAUCUUAGAAGCAAUCUGAAAUGUGUAUGCUGUCGAAGUAGUUGCGUGAACAUUUAGGUUAUCUUGGCGACAAGAUCAACAGAACCUUGCAACGAAGCUUUUAAAGUGGUUAAUUAUGUCGAUAGCAGUUGUGUUCGGAUUUAGGUCAUCUUGGCAACAGUCGAGUCCUGUGUUGUUGCAGAUAUUGUAAAAGCUUCUUAUAGACAUUUUAUAACAGUACAGGUGUAAUGUGAAUUUAUUUAGAUCCAAAGGCUUCUGUAACAUUUAAGAUGAUCUUGUGUAAAUCAAUCAUUCAUUUUAUUUGGGAGUUGUUUAUGUUGUUAUCAACAAUAACUAGUUCAUGAGCUGGAUGUUUUUUGUAUAAGGGUGGUGAUUAGUUAUUUUUGUUAAAUGAAUUCUUUGGCCAAUAA
Amaranthus tricolor (Joseph's coat) is the source of this 1776-nucleotide messenger RNA. Its product is annotated as anthranilate synthase beta subunit 1, chloroplastic-like. NCBI's taxonomy places the organism in Eukaryota, Viridiplantae, Streptophyta, Magnoliopsida, Caryophyllales, Amaranthaceae. The coding region runs from base 574 to 1374 and encodes 266 amino acids. The transcript has 7 exons. The record is from RefSeq and is a predicted model, not a curated record. Gene Ontology annotation, biological process: L-tryptophan biosynthetic process. Gene Ontology annotation, cellular component: cytosol.